Colletotrichum navitas is the source of this 1251-nucleotide messenger RNA. Its product is annotated as mitochondrial carrier domain-containing protein. The record is from RefSeq and is a predicted model, not a curated record. Gene Ontology annotation, molecular function: ATP:ADP antiporter activity. Bases 208 to 1110 code for a protein of 300 amino acids. The transcript is spliced from 6 exons. Gene Ontology annotation, biological process: mitochondrial ATP transmembrane transport; mitochondrial ADP transmembrane transport. Gene Ontology annotation, cellular component: mitochondrial inner membrane. NCBI's taxonomy places the organism in Eukaryota, Fungi, Ascomycota, Sordariomycetes, Glomerellales, Glomerellaceae.
AGUAACUUCUUCACUUUACCUAGGUAAGUACCUAUCACCCGGUGUAUUCCAUUCCUAUCCCCCCGCCUACCUACCUACGCACUGAAUCCGCCCUCUGUUUUUUUUUUUCUUUUUCAUUUUCUUUGCGUCUCGGCAUGCUCCUAACUGCGCAUCCAAUUCUCCUUCCGACCAGCUAAUCCCGCCAAUUCACAGUGGUCUUCCGUCAAAAUGUCGACCGACAAGCCCCUCCCCUUCGUCUACCAGUUCGCCGCAGGCGCCAUUGCCGGCGUCUCGGAGAUCCUGGUCAUGUACCCUUUGGACGUCGUCAAGACGCGAGUGCAACUUCAAACCGGAAAGGGUGUUGGUGCCGACCACUACAAUGGCAUGGUUGACUGCUUCCGCAAGAUCGUCCGCAACGAGGGCUUCGCGACCCUAUACCGCGGAAUCACAGCCCCUAUCCUCAUGGAGGCUCCCAAGCGUGCGACCAAGUUCGCCGCCAAUGACGAGUGGGGCAAGAUCUACCGCAACAUGUUCGGUGUCGCCAAGAUGAACCAGUCCCUUUCUAUCUUGACCGGUGCUAGCGCUGGUGCCACCGAGACCUUCGUCGUCGUCCCCUUCGAGCUUGUCAAGAUCCGUUUACAGGACAAGGCUUCCGCCAGCAAGUACAAUGGCAUGCUCGACGUCGUCCGCAAGACCAUCCAGACAGAGGGCAUCCUGGCCAUGUAUAACGGCCUCGAGAGCACCAUGUGGCGCCAUGUCCUGUGGAACGCCGGCUACUUUGGCUGCAUCUUCCAGGUCCGCGAGCUGCUCCCCAAGGCCGAGAACAAGACCUCCCAGAUCACUAACGACCUGAUUUCCGGAGCCGUUGGUGGCACCUUCGGAACCGUCCUGAACACCCCCAUGGACGUCGUCAAGUCCCGCAUCCAGAACAGUCCCAAGCUUCCCGGCUCGACACCCAAGUACAACUGGGCUUGGCCCGCCGUUGCCACCGUUGCCAAGGAGGAGGGUUUUGCCGCCCUGUACAAGGGUUUCCUGCCCAAGGUUCUGCGUCUGGGUCCUGGAGGCGGUAUCCUGCUCGUCGUCUUCACCGGCGUCAUGGACUUCUUCCGUACCCUCAAGAGCAAUGCGUAAACUCAACUUCACAAAAAGAGAUUGACCCAAAGGAAGGAUGGAAAGGGACAGAACUGGAUUUUACAUCUUAUAGAGGUAGAUACCAACACCGGGGUUUUGGAUUCUGGCGCUUAGCAAUAAUAUCAUAUUUUCGAUGCCUGG